Messenger RNA from Leptosia nina, 435 nucleotides. The record is from the annotation of a GenBank genome assembly. NCBI's taxonomy places the organism in Eukaryota, Metazoa, Arthropoda, Insecta, Lepidoptera, Pieridae.
AUGCGGGCGACGAAAAUGACAUCGCAACACUGUAGGAGCGUCACACCUCCUCUAUCCCGCGCAAGUUCAACAGACAUAGUUGCGCCGCUAUCCCCGGAUUUGUCCCGGCACCGCGGCAUGUCGCCGGACUUGUCGUUCCGACACCGGCCGUUAUCCCCGGAUGUAUUGGAUCGAAUGUCUGCGGAUCUGCCGAGGCGGUCUCGCUCACCGGCGCGGCCUAGAUCCCUUAUGGAAUCGUUGUUAGUAGCCAAAAUGGAAGCUCUAAGCACCGGGAAGUUAGUGCGAACGGAUUCGUUGGAGAGUUGCAGCAGUUUCGGUUCGAUGUCGUCGCUGCCGAGUGAUGUGUGCCGCUGCGACGACUGUCUGCUGGGGAUAGUAGAUUUUUAUCUGCCUAGCCCUAAUGAUGCUAAUCGUCCGUUCAGAAAGGUAAGUUGA